GCCCAGAUGGCCGCGUGAUUUGCAUCGAUUUGGGCUGUUUUUGGCCCCGCAGCGUCUCUCGACUCUUCAAUCGCCAGCAACUUCGCAUUAACUCAGCCCAAUCACUUUGAUCCAUCUAACCUCGAUCGAGUACGAGGACAACCGCAGCGGUUAACCACCACCUCCUUUAUUCUUUUACGGGUUCAAUCUCUAGCAAUGGGUAAAGACAAGCGCUCCAAGGUGCCUGCCCCGCCUCCGACUACAACUCCGGUCGCUACAGCAGCAACACCCUCCUGGCCGCCAUUCAAACCCUCGCUUCCCAUUGUCGAUCUUACGCUUGAGUCCCUCGUCAAAGAUAAAGUCGUGGUGCUUAGAUCCUUCUUCCCGCGCUCCCUCUGCAGAGACUACGUCUCCUUUCUUCGGGAGCUGCCGCUCAUCACCACCCCCGGCAAACCCAAGCGUGGCGACGCCGUGAGGGUCAAUGACCGCUAUCAGAUUGACGAUGCCAAGUUCGCUCAUCGGUUAUGGACCGAGACGGGGUUAAAGGACGCGCUUGCAGGCAAGGAUGUGGCUCACUUGUGGGGCGGGGAUGUCGUCGGGCUCAACCCCAACAUCAGAGUCUACCGCUACACCGCAGGACAGUUCUUUGACGCUCACUACGAUGACUCCAACACCGUCGCCCUCAAAACCGAAACUGGUGGGUCUCUCCCAGCUCGAACAACCUGGACGCUCCUGCUCUACCUAACCUCCUCCGCCGAUGGCUGCACCGGCGGCGAGACAGUCUUCUACCCACACGACCGACGCUCCGCCAAGGAAGAGAUCGCUGUAACCCUCGAGACAGGCAUGUUACUGCUACACAAGCACGGGCACGACUGCAUGCUGCACGAAGGGAGGGAGGUAACCGCCGGGGAGAAGUGGGUUAUCCGAACAGAUUUGUGUAUCAAGAGGUGAAAUGGAAGAGGUUAAGCAUAGGUGAGCGUGGUAUGAGUCUCAGAGCAGGUGGUCACCGGAAAGGGACGAGUGCAAUCAGCAGACAGGCACGACGCCGUCAGCAUGGUCA
This is a messenger RNA of Chaetomium fimeti, 1039 nucleotides long. RefSeq lists its product as uncharacterized. The coding region runs from base 196 to 930 and encodes 244 amino acids. The transcript is spliced from 5 exons. Gene Ontology annotation, biological process: peptidyl-proline hydroxylation to 4-hydroxy-L-proline. Lineage: Eukaryota; Fungi; Ascomycota; Sordariomycetes; Sordariales; Chaetomiaceae. Gene Ontology annotation, molecular function: L-ascorbic acid binding; procollagen-proline 4-dioxygenase activity; iron ion binding. The record is from RefSeq and is a predicted model, not a curated record. Gene Ontology annotation, cellular component: endoplasmic reticulum.